GUUUCUGCCCCGCCACAAAAAGCGCUCUGUCGGCAGCAGCUUUUGGCAUCAAAGCAAGCUCAAAGCAAGCUCAUACACUUCACCCAAGCUCAUACGCCUCACCCAAGCCAGUCCUCAAGGCCUCUCACUAAGCUCAUAUUAAGCGAAGCAGUCUUUACACACCCAAGCCAGUCCUUAAGGCCUUUCGCCUCUCUCACUAGUACACAGACGCCGCGCGGCGUUGCUGCCGCCGCCCCACGCCGCUCUCGCACGCACGCUCAGCCCUACUGAUGCUAGCCCGCUGCACAGCCAGCCUCGCUCGCACGCUUCCGCGAUCCCUCGCCUCCACCAGCGCCUCAGCCUCCGCGCCUCAGAACCUCCCCCACCAGCGCACAACCGCCAUGCUCCUGCGCACCGUCGCGACCGCAGCGGCAGUGCGCGGCCAGGCGCCGGCGGCGAGCCGCCGCGCCGGCAGUUGUGCCGCGCCUGCUACUGCCGCUACCUCUGCUGCUGCUACUGCCCUGCGCGCCCGCGGCGCCGCACUGCUGGCGGCGCCGCAGCUGCGCCGCGGCAUCUUCACCCGGACCGGCGCCACUGGCAAGGAUGAGCAGCAGGCCGCGACUGCUGCUACCGGUGUUGGCAGCGGCGGCGGCGGAGCCGGCACUGAGGCACAGCAGCAGUCGCAGCAGCAGCAGCAGCAGCAGCAGCAGACAGCCAUGGCACCCGCGAUGGGCGGCCGCGGUGGGGAGCUGGACAUGCUGAGCGGCACGCUGCUGCCGUCACCCUUCAGGCGCAUGGCGGAUCACAUGAUGCAGAUGCAGCGCGAGAUGGACGACAUGCUGUGCACCUUCGCCGCGCCCCUGCUGGGCCCCUCCGCCGCCCUGUCCCCCACCGACCCAUUCAUGCUCGACCUCUUCGCCGAGCCCACCGCCACCGCCCUGCCGCUACAGCCCCUCUCCCGUCGCGGCGGCGGCGCCCCUUCACUGGCUGCUACAGCCGGCGGUGGCGGGCUGGCGGCACGGCUUCUGGGAGGCGGGCGGCUGGUGCCGGUGGUGGAGGUGGAGGAGCGGGAGAGCGAGUACGUGGUGACUGCGGAGGUGCCGGGUUUCGAUAAGAACGAGAUCAAGGUGUCCCUGUCCGACGACGGCGUGCUCACCAUGACCGGCACCCACGCCGAGUCCUCUGAGACCGCCCCCACACAGCCCCAGCCAUCCGCCGCCUCCGGCUCCGAGGCCCCCGCCGCCGAGCAGCAGCAGACCGUGCCGACGCCCCAGGGCAUUCCCGGCACCUCCAAGCGCCCUUCGGGCGCUCCCAGCACCGGCAGCAGCAGCUACAGCCGCUACAGCUCCUUCGUGCGGGCGCUGCGGCUGCCGGUGGGUGGUGUGGAGCCGGAGGGCAUCAAGGCGGCCACACAGCACGGCGUGCUGACGGUUACCAUUCCGAAGAAAGCCCAGCCGGUGCCCAAGGUGCGGGAGAUCCCCGUGGCUUGAGGUGCAUUUGCAGGGGACGGAGCAGGUGAGGAGGCAGUGAACUUCGUACUGCCAUAGGUGUGCGUGUGCGUGAUAGUGCGUGGAUUUGCACAUGUAUGGAACAGCUAGCGCCGUGGCGUUCGAAUGUGCCGCACAUGCAACCGUUGUGUUGCGCAUGUACUGAUGGUGUUUGAAGGCGACAAGUGAGAUAUAGGUUGUUUAAAUGUCAAAGCGUGGACGCCUGCAGCAGGUAGCCCAACCUGCGUGUAACGCAUGGAGUGCGUCCUGUUUGCUGUUUAUGCUGCAUUGGAUGCAGCGGGUGUGUCACAACCCACGUUCCGUACAUGUUGCAUGCAAUAGAAGCCAGCAAGCCCGCACCCAGAUAUGCAACAGAGCUGUACGUGUCGGAGAUCCAUUUUGGCAGAUAGCAGGAGGCGGGAUACUGCAGAAGUAAGAUUGCGUGUUGUCGGGGCUCGUGCACAUCAUGGCGUGUUGUCACAUUGAGAGUGCGUGCAGUGUCUGGUUAGAUGUGGUGUAGGCACCGCCGCCCAGUUGCGUGUCCUGGAACCAACUUAAGGAUGCGGAUCACAAGUGAAGGGACAGCCCGACAAGCGGGGGCACGCCAUACCCACGCCGCGAGGGACCAAGUUAAGGAAGUGACGCUAUGUACGCGGCGCUUUGGUGGCGGCUAGCGACACUGGCGCAGUUGCUGAUCAGGGUGUGCCUACCUCCUGUGCGUGUGCGUGUGUUCGUGUGCGCGUGUGUACAAACGGUUGUGUUGGCUGUACAUCAGGCACACGCCCUGCGAUACUGCAUACGCAACGUGCACCAGCCUGACGAGCAACCUAGCUGGCGUUUGGGGACAGGCGGAUUCCAGCGUCCGGAGGUCGCAACACACCAGCAUAUUGUACGAGAACGUGCGCGGGGCAAGUGGCGUAAGGCAGGAUGUGCUAGCUGGCCGGGUAGCUAGGGGUGCACGCAUUUGGAUGGAGAGGAUUUGAGAGGAGGUGCGACGCAAGCCAUGUUUGGCAAAGUUGUAAUUGCAAGUUGAA
Chlamydomonas reinhardtii is the source of this 2500-nucleotide messenger RNA. RefSeq lists its product as uncharacterized. The record is from RefSeq and is a predicted model, not a curated record. The transcript has 4 exons. Bases 381 to 1469 code for a protein of 362 amino acids. Gene Ontology annotation, biological process: response to heat. Lineage: Eukaryota; Viridiplantae; Chlorophyta; Chlorophyceae; Chlamydomonadales; Chlamydomonadaceae.